AUGGCCGAAGACGAGAUCGACGCGACGCAGGAUCCGGAGGGGGGCCCCUGGCAUGGCGCCGCAGACGUCGUCCUGUGCCUGGCGCCCCUGGCCUUCCUGGUCUUCGUCACGCUGUCUCAGAGCUUCCGCAUGCCCACCACUCAGUCGCUGCCCCUGGCGGCGGCGAUGAUGUGGGGCGUGCGGCUGGCGUACCUGAGCUCGGAGCCCAACUUGGUGAAUGCCGCGGUAAUAUCUGGGGCCCUUGAGGCCAUAACGCCCCUCACGAUCAUCGGCGGCGCCAUCUUGUUGUUUUCAACAAUGCAGUACACCAUGUGCCUGCCGUACAUCAUCGAGCAGAUCAAGGGAGGCACAAAUGGGCACCCGGUGGCAGAGGUGUUCCUCAUUGGGUGGGCCUUUGCAUACCUUAUCGAAGGGGCCAGUGGAUUCGGCACACCUGUCGCCUUGGGCGCUCCGAUGCUGGUUGAAUUGGGGCACGCCCCCUUUCAGUCAGUACUGUGCCUGCUCAUCAUGAAUACACUCGCCACCCCUUAUGGUGCGGUUGGAACGCCAAUCUGGUUCGGAUUUGGCACCCUGGGCCUCUCGGACGACAGUCUAAUUCGCGUUGGUUUCAAGACAUCCGUCAUUGAUGCCGUGGUGGCCCACAUCGUGCCACUGCUGGCUGCCACCUUCCUUGUGUCAUGGAAUGACCUGCGAAGGAACUGGCUUUUUGUGCUGCUCAGCAUUUGGUCGUGUGUGAUCCCGGCCGUAGCGUUGUCUUUCGUGUCGUUCGAGUUCAGCUCCAUAAUGGGCGGACUUGUUGGAGUGGGUAUCACUGCGCUUUUGGCUAAGAGGGGCAUUGGGCUGGUCCCCGCCGCCAAGGCAGGAGAGCAGCCCAGCAGGCAACUAUUGAUUACCUCUGAAGAGAAGUCUGCGCUGGCAAAGCUUGAUUCUUUGUCCCCUAGAAUGGAACGCUCAAACUCAAUUCAGGUGGCCACGCUUGCUGUUGCAAGGGAACUCCCUCACAUCCACCGGCAGGCUUCUUUUGAAUCAACCCCUGGGGAUUUCUUCCAUGAGAGCACAGGAAGGAGGGUGAAGAACCAUUUUAUUUUCCCCAUCACCAACGACCCAUCGACAUUCAAAAUGCGAAUGGUUACGAGAGGCACCCAGACAGAUUCCUUGACAGGGAGUGGGGUCGAGCCGUCGCCAGUGCCAUCGGCGCAGUCUGUGGCCAGCGACCCACAGGCCAACGAGGAAAGGAUGAGCCUGACAGCCGUCUCAUUGAACAACUCCAGCCGUCAGCAAAGCCACCAUGAAUCGCUGGACUCGGCAGACGAGGCAGGGGCUGGAAUGGUUGCACUCAACGUGGAGAUGGCCCCAGAUCCCAGAAGUCGCAAGGUGCACGGAUGGACCGCCGCAUUGGGCCCUGUGGGCCGUACGAUGCCACUAUGGGGCACGAUCCUGCUCCUGGUCAUCACCCGCAUCCCGCAGAUUGGCGUCAAGGACCUGUUGCAGAAGGAAGACCCCCACCUCAAAGUCGACUUGGGUACUUUGGGCGACUUCCGCGUGAGUGCCGCCUUGGUUGUGAGCCUCUCGGGCAUAUUGGAGGAGCAGGUGGCGUGGUCGUAUCAGAUGCUGUACGUACCCUUCAUACUACCCUUCGUCGUGGUGUCGUCCCUCACCAUCGCCCUCUACAAGAGGGACCUGGUGCCGGGCGUGAAGUGGUGGACCCCCUUCCGCGAGACCCUGGCCCGCGUGCGCUCCAUCACCGUCUCCCUGGUCGGCGCCCUGGUCCUCGUGGGCCUCAUCCGCACCGGCGGCCCCGGCUCCCCCGCCUUCAUCAUCGGCUCCGUGCUCUCGGACGCCGUCCAGGACGGCUUCAUCGCCCUGGCCCCCGUGGUGGGCGCCCUUGGCAGCUUCUUCUCCGGCAGCACCACCGUCAGCAACCUCACCUUCGGCACCGUGCAGCUGGUGGCCGCCAAGAACAUGGGCACGCCCGUGAGCGGCCUGCUGGCGCUGCAGUGCGUGGGCGCCACGCUUGGCAACAUGGUGUGCAUCAACAACAUCAUCAGCGCGCGCACGGUGCUGGGCCUGCAGCAGAGCGAGGGGGAGUUCAUCAUGCGGACGGGGCCUGUGGCGGCGGUGUUCUUCGUCGUGGGCGUGCUGGCGGGCCUGGUCUUCGUGCUGUGA
Molecule: messenger RNA, 2166 nt
Organism: Ostreobium quekettii
Lineage: Eukaryota; Viridiplantae; Chlorophyta; Ulvophyceae; Bryopsidales; Ostreobiaceae
Source: the annotation of a GenBank genome assembly